GGAAGAAGGGUGCUCCUCGACAUUGCCUAAUGAGGAGAGCUAGGCCGGAGUUAUAUCCCAAUAUUGUCGGAGAUAUACCAUUCACAAAGGCUUGGCUAAAGUUGAUCCGGGCUGAGUCGUGUUGGCGUCGGAUAAUUCCACUCCUUGAUUCGGGACUCUACUUUCCAAGCGCUCACUAGCUAUUGAUGGGCAAACUAUUGACUCAUGACCACCAAUGAGACGUUUAGAAUCCAUGUCAAUUGUCGCAGGUUGAUAACGCAGGAGGUUUUGGUCAUUUAGGCCCAGAAGGGGCCUUCCCAAACUCCAAAGGGAAGGGGUUCAAUAUAUGCUCGACGGAUGAAGGUUCCGGGUGGAGAUCUCCAUCUAAAGAGCUUAAGGUCAUAUUCUGGUUGAAUUCUAUCAAGAGCUUCAAGCUGACCACCGUUUCGCCCUAACCUCCCAUUCCUCAGCUAUACCCGGUCUGGAAAUUGAAACAAGACAUACCAAGACUCUUAGAUUGCCCAUCGAUACAGAGCCAUCCCACUUUUUAACCUGUACGCAACGGAACGGCGUAUAAAAUCCUCAUCAAUACCCCCCUCGUUCUCUCCCCCAGACAAGCAAAACAAUCGUCAUAUCUACCUUCCUCGUUAGUACCCAACCACUCUUCGCAUUCACCAUGUACCAGAAGCUUCUUCUCGCUCCCCUUCUCCUCGUCUCGGCUCUGGCCAGCCCUCACGAUGCCUCCUCCCAUAACCAGUUCCACCAGCUGAGUGAGCGCGCCGCUUUCCCCCUCCCCGCCUCCAAGGGCAGCCAGACCUUCAAGGAGCCUUACUACGUCAAGGGUUCCUACGACGGUGGCAUGAAGACCUUUGGCCGUGGCGUCAAGUGUACUGGUCAGAAGGAGGGUGGCGACAAGGACGCUGUCUUCAUCAUUGCUGACGGCGGUGUCCUCCGCAACGCUAUCAUUGGUGACGAUCAGAUUGAGGGUGUGCACUGCGAGGGUUCCUGCACCCUCGAGAACGUCUGGUGGAAGGAGGUCUGCGAGGAUGCCCUGACCUUCAAGGGUACCGGCAGCGGUGUCCACAAGGUCAUUGGCGGUGGUGCUCAGGGCGCCGACGACAAGGUCAUCCAGCACAACAGCGGCGGUUCUGUCACCAUCAAGGACUUCACCGUCCAGAACUUCGGCAAGCUGUACCGCUCCUGCGGUAACUGCAAGAAGCAGUUCAAGCGUACCGUUGAGAUCAGCGGCAUCAAGGCCAGCAACGGCAAGUCUCUUGUCGGUAUCAACCCCAACUACGGCGAUAGUGCCAGCAUCAACGGCUGUGCUAGCAGCGUUAAGGAGAUUUGCGUUGAGUACCAGGGUACCGACAACAACGGCAAGGAGCCCAAGAAGGUGGCCUCCGGCCCUAGCAACAGCUGCAAGUUCAAGGCUCCCUUGGCCAGCUGCUAGGUUUAACAUUGACUAAUUGGGGGGUUCCUAAAUUGUUGGAGUUAGCUGUCAGCGAUAUUGCUUCAGUACUUAACCUUCUGCCCACGGUUUUUUUUUUUCACUAUUAGUUAAAAAACCAUACACUUUAUCAACACUAUCCCUUUCCACAUCUAGACGAACAUCGAAUCGAAUGCGUGCAGAUUCUCACCUCGCAUCCUUGGAGCUAAAAGUGGUAGAGAACAAGUAGUAUGUGAUUAGAUAUCCUUCGAUAUCAUUGAAACUAUGCCCACAUUGAGGGUGAGGCCCAUAUAGUGAGGGAUAGUUUGGACUUGUUUCAUGAACCCCACUUAUACAACAGCCGUGGCCAUCUUGGUCCUGAGUGCUUUUGGCGCAAUGCCGGUGACCAUGCUUUGUAUCCUCUGUUUAACGCGUUACUAGUUUGCACAGGUCACGGUUCCGGGGUAGCUCUUCCAUUAUCAUGGUCGCAUGUAUCUCAAGGAUCUCUUCGUAAAUUUUUCAUAUUAUGAAUCUAUUUCCAAAUG
Aspergillus alliaceus is the source of this 1950-nucleotide messenger RNA. Its product is annotated as pectate lyase. The record is from RefSeq and is a predicted model, not a curated record. Gene Ontology annotation, cellular component: extracellular region. NCBI's taxonomy places the organism in Eukaryota, Fungi, Ascomycota, Eurotiomycetes, Eurotiales, Aspergillaceae. The transcript has 2 exons. Gene Ontology annotation, molecular function: pectate lyase activity. Gene Ontology annotation, biological process: pectin catabolic process. Bases 656 to 1429 code for a protein of 257 amino acids.